Messenger RNA from Blepharisma stoltei, 1155 nucleotides. NCBI's taxonomy places the organism in Eukaryota, Ciliophora, Heterotrichea, Heterotrichida, Blepharismidae. The record is from the annotation of a GenBank genome assembly.
AUGGGUGCAGCGUGCUGCUCUCGAAAUACAAUUAAAGAUACUCAUGACAUAUUGCAGCCUCGUCUACAAUCUAGCUUCACUACAGAACAAACCACUAUUUUUCACCAAAAGCGCAGUCUUCACGGGAGCGACGCUUCUGAGUCGUUUUGUUUUGAAAAUACUCUUCCAAGGCCAUCAAAAUUUAUACGUUGAAAGCAAGGCGAGCUUCUAGAAGAAGACUCUAAUUCGAAACUUUACCAAUGCUUAAACAUUGAAACAGGCGAAAUUAUGGCUGUGAAAACUAUAAUCUUGCAUUCAAAUUCUGAAGAUCCAAUCAGAGAAUUUGAAAUUAUAAGAAAUCAAUACCAAAUUAUAAAAGAAUUAGACCACCCAAAUAUUUUGAAGUAUUAUCAAUCAGAACUGUCAAAUGACCAAAAAAUGAUAAACAUUAUCCAAGAGUUCAUACCAAGCGGAUCUAUUGCAAAUUUAAUCCAAAAAUAUGAGAAAAUAGAAGAAUCGAUUAUAAGAAUAUAUGCAAAACAAAUUUUAAAAGCUUUGAGUUGUUUACAUAAUAGUGAGAUUAUUCAUGGAGGAUUGAGAAGCUCACAUAUAAUGAUAACUGAAUCUGGGAAUAUAAAAUUAAGCGGCUUUCAAAAUAGUAGGAAAUUAUGUGGAGAAAUUAUGUGAAAAUUUGAAGAUACUGCUGAGAAUCCUUUUUGUGUUGCCCCAGAAAUAUUGCAAAACAAAGAAAUCAGCCUUUUAGCUGACAUUUGGUCAUUUGGCUGUUUGGUUCUUGAAAUGACAACAGGCAAGCCUCCAUACUCUGAUUUCUCAAAAGACCCUAAAGAAGCAUUAAAAAUAAUCCGCGAUACUGAGCAACUCCCAAACAUUCCUCAAACAAUUUCUAUGUCCUUGCAAUCUUUAAUAAAAUCCUGUCUCCAAAGAUCCCCAAUCUUACGCCCAAAAGCUUCUCAGCUCUUAAAGCAUCGUUUUAUUACAGGAAAAGCUUAUUCUAUAGAGUUCCUUGACAAUUUUGCUGGCAGUAAUAUAGAAGAUGUCAGGCCAUCACAAAAGCCAUAUAGAUAUGGACAUAAGGAUAGUACUGACACAAAUAUACAAGCAGUGAUACAUGAACAAGACAGUGACGGAGACAGUCAUGAUGAAAAUAUUAAUUAA